This is a messenger RNA of Rhodotorula toruloides NP11, 1839 nucleotides long. Its product is annotated as MFS myo-inositol transporter. Gene Ontology annotation, molecular function: myo-inositol:proton symporter activity. The transcript has 8 exons. NCBI's taxonomy places the organism in Eukaryota, Fungi, Basidiomycota, Microbotryomycetes, Sporidiobolales, Sporidiobolaceae. Gene Ontology annotation, biological process: transmembrane transport. Gene Ontology annotation, cellular component: membrane. The record is from RefSeq and is a predicted model, not a curated record. The coding region runs from base 1 to 1839 and encodes 612 amino acids.
AUGGUGAUUACGCUCGCAUCGCCGCGCAGCUCCGCUUCUGACUCGCUGUCGCCGCAACAAGCUGCUCACUCGCUCUCUUGGUCUGCUCCGCCCGGCGAGACCGCCGACGAGGAGGACGGGCUCGAGGAUGUGGACGAGGAGUCGGAAGGGAGAUUGACGCCGGCGCUCAUCCGGAUCGCGGGUGUAGCGGGCUUGGGAGGACUCCUCUUUGGAUUCGACACCGGAGUCGUCUCUGGCGCGCUAGUAGCGAUAGGAACCGAUCUAGGCGGCCGCGCACUCACGCUUGGCGAAGAGACCGGCAUCGUUACUUCCGCUUUGUACGGGGCGCUCGCUGGAUCGCUCUUCGCGAGUCGCGCAGCCGACUUCUGGGGACGCAAGCCGGUCAUUGUGGCGGCAGCGGUCUUGUUCGCGCUCGGAGCGUUGGAACAGGCAGCUGCUCAGGUGUACAAGGAGGUCAUCCUGGGACGAGUACUCAUCGGCAUCGGCGUCGGCCUGUCCUCGAUGACGCUCCCCAUCUACCUCGCCGAGAUCUCGCCCGCCAAGUUUCGCGGACGAAUUGUCGCCUCGCUCGUCGUCCUCAUCACGGGCGGCCAGGUCCUCGCCUACAUCGUCGACGCCAUCUUCUACCCCGUCACCAAGGGCUGGAGGUGGAUGUUCGGCUUUGGCGCCGUGCCAGCCGUCGUCCAGCUCCUCCUCUCAUUCUCUCUUCCCGAGUCGCCACGCUUCCAGCUUAGACACGACCGAGUCGCAUCUGCUCGCAAAACCAUCCGCCAACUCAAUCCAACUCUUUCGCAUGCAGCGGUUCAGCGGCGGAUCGAGUCCAUUCAAGCGGAAGUGCAGGGCGCGAAGGAGAGCGAUCGCGCGGACGAAGCGAGGGAAGGAGGAGUACCGCUCAACCUGGCGAGGUGGAAAAAGUGGCUGCAGGAAGUGCGCAACGACAUCCAGGAGGGCCGGCUCGGGAGGCUCUGGCGGGAUCGAGUAAGCAGGCGGACUUUGCUCGUCGCAGCGGGUCUUCAAUUCUUCCAGCAAGCGACGGGGUUCAAUACACUCAUGUACUACUCGGCCAAGAUCAUCCAGCUGUCGGGGCUCGGUCAGCCCGUCGCCUUCGCCAUCGUCGUUGCCCUCUCCAACUUCCUCUCGACCAUCGUCGCACUCCGUCUCAUCGACCGCAUGGGCCGCCGCGCCCUCCUCCUUCGUACCUUGAUCGGCAUGAUCUUCGGGAUGUCGCUCCUCGCCUUUUCCUUCGUCUUCAUCCACCUCAAAGCCGACGACGCCGUACAAGAAGCUGCCGCGGGGCAGAGCGGGCCGUCGCCUUGGGCUUUCGUCGCCAUCCUUGCGAUGUGUAUCUUCUGCGUCUCGUACGCUCUUGGGAUCGGCAACUGCGCUUGGGUUGUGCAGAGCGAGGUUUUCAACCAGGACCAACGCGCUGUCGGCAAUGGCAUCGCGACCGCGGUUAACUGGUCCGCUAACCUCCUCAUCUCCUCGACAUUCCUGCAUCUCGCCUCAGCCAUCACUCCUGCCGGCACUUUUGCGCUUUACUCGCUCAUCUCCCUCGCCGGCUGGAUCUUCACGUGGCGAUACUUACCCGAAACGAAGGGACUCUCGCUCGACGAAGUCCGCGAGCUCUUCGAGCGCGAAGUUGGCGUCGAUGGCAUGGCAGCGGCGCCCAGCGGUCCGACAGACGGCGAGGCGGCGUAUCAUGUCGUGGGUGAGGAGACGAGUGAAGAGGAGGAGGAAGAGCGUAGGAUCUCGGUGGACGUUGCUCAGGAAGGUAGGGAAGAGUCUCGCAAAGGCGGUGAGCGGUCAGGAGGCGGCGGCAGGGACACGCAGCCUGACUAG